AUGCUUCCGGUGCAAGAUGCUUCCCAGGUCAAAUCCAUCAAUGAGUUUACGGACUCCUUGGCCAAAGCUUUGGCGGAAGGUGACGGCAUCCCAUCCAAGGAGCUGACCCGCGAGCUCCUGGCGGAGGGCCUGCGACGGGCCUUGGAGAUCGGAGGCGAGGUUUGCAAACAGCGCUUCUUGGAGACAUUAGCUGCCAAUAUCCACAAGUUCGCGCUGCAGGAGCAGUAUUCGCUCUCCCGCGUGUACCCCGUUGAAAUCAGCUCCGAGUAUCGAAAUCUUCAGUCCUUCUUCAUCGAGUCUGCGACAGAAGGAGACGCCGAGGUGCCAAGUCGCGGGCUUGGUCUGCCCUUGUGCCAGUAUGACCAGGAGUUGGUGCACAAGUUCAAGGAGGAGCAAACCACUUCAGCUUUGAAGGCCAUCGACGUGAGGGCCCGCGCAGCAUUCUUCGCGGAAGUUCGUCUGAACCUCUUCAGGUUUUCGGAGACAGCGCAGAAAGAGCUUGUUGAGACCUUCACAGACCUGAAGGCUGAAGUGGUGAAGUUGGUGGACUCGACGACACAGGCACAAUUGAUUGCGGCUUGA
Molecule: messenger RNA, 582 nt
Organism: Symbiodinium necroappetens
Lineage: Eukaryota; Dinophyceae; Suessiales; Symbiodiniaceae
Source: the annotation of a GenBank genome assembly